Messenger RNA from Paramormyrops kingsleyae, 2449 nucleotides. RefSeq names its product FYN proto-oncogene, Src family tyrosine kinase a (gene fyna). Gene Ontology annotation, molecular function: ATP binding; protein tyrosine kinase activity; protein binding. The record is from RefSeq and is a predicted model, not a curated record. Lineage: Eukaryota; Metazoa; Chordata; Actinopteri; Osteoglossiformes; Mormyridae. Gene Ontology annotation, biological process: protein phosphorylation.
GCUCUUGUUAUUUUCAUUGUGGAUGUGAAUCUAGCUAGGACAUCGUUUGAAACGUUCAGCGACAGAAAUAGCCUUAUUAAUAAUAUAACUGCAAUCACUGCUGACUAUAUACAUAAUAUCCAUACACACGGAUUUGAAUAUACAAUACAUUAAACGCCUGGGGUAUAGGUAAGGAUUUUUUGUCUUGAAUUUCCUUUGGUGCAACUGCAGCAUUUUCCAGCCAAGUCAAUCAGCUGAUUUAAUUGUGGAAAACGUGCUUUUAUUUUUUUUGUUUUUCACUUUUCCUGUGCACAAGGCAAUGUGGAGGAAAUAAAAGAUCCUGAUAUACUGAAAACAGAGAGUGUAGAGGAUGGGCUGUGUACAAUGCAAAGAUAAGGAAGCAGCCAAAUUGACGGACGAGCGUGACACGAGCGUAACUCAGAACUCGGGCUUCCGCUAUGGCGCUGACCCGACGCCGCAGCACUACCCCAGCUUCGGGGUCACCGCCAUCCCCAAUUUCAACAACUUCCACGCCCCCGGCAGCCAGGGAAUAACAGUCUUCGGUGGGGUCAACUCUUCCUCCCAGUCGGGGACCCUGCGCUCUCGUGGUGGGACAGGGGUCACCCUCUUCGUGGCACUUUAUGACUAUGAGGCCAGGACAGAAGAUGACCUCAGCUUCAGGAAGGGCGAGAAGUUCCAAAUUCUCAACAGCACUGAAGGGGAUUGGUGGGAAGCCCGUUCGCUCACCACGUGCGGAACCGGCUACAUCCCCAGCAACUACGUCGCCCCAGUGGACUCCAUCCAGGCCGAGGACUGGUACUUUGGCAAAUUGGGCCGGAAGGAUGCAGAGAGACAGUUGCUGUCCAGCGGCAACCCUCGGGGCACCUUCCUCAUCCGGGAGAGCGAAACCACCAAAGGGGCCUUUUCCUUGUCUAUACGAGAUUGGGAUGACAUCAAAGGCGACCACGUGAAGCACUACAAAGUCCGGAAGUUAGACAGCGGUGGAUAUUAUAUUACCACCCGCGCGCAGUUUGAGACUCUCCAGCAGUUAGUUCGGCAUUACUCAGAACGUGCAGCUGGCCUUUGCUGCCGUUUGGUGGUCCCCUGCCACAAAUGGAUGCCCCGGCUCGCUGACCUGUCCGUCAAAACCAAAGACGUGUGGGAGAUCCCACGGGAGUCGCUCCAGCUAAUCAAGCGCCUUGGCAACGGCCAGUUCGGGGAGGUCUGGAUGGGGACGUGGAACGGCACCACCAAAGUGGCUGUGAAGACCCUGAAGCCCGGCACCAUGUCCCCUGAGUCCUUCCUGGAGGAGGCCCAGAUAAUGAAGAAGCUCCGGCACGACAAGCUGGUGCAGCUGUACGCCGUGGUGUCCGAGGAGCCCAUCUACAUAGUGACCGAGUACAUGAGCAAAGGGAGUUUGCUAGACUUCCUGAAGGACGGGGAGGGACGAGGACUGAAGCUGCCGAACUUGGUCGACAUGGCGGCGCAGGUGGCUUCAGGCAUGGCCUACAUUGAGAGGAUGAACUAUAUCCAUAGAGACCUGCGGUCAGCCAACAUCCUCGUGGGGGACAACCUGGUGUGCAAGAUUGCAGACUUUGGACUGGCCAGGCUAAUUGAGGACAAUGAGUACACGGCUCGCCAGGGUGCCAAAUUCCCCAUCAAGUGGACGGCCCCAGAGGCUGCUCUCUAUGGGAAGUUCACCAUCAAGUCUGACGUGUGGUCAUUCGGCAUAUUACUCACAGAACUGGUGACUAAGGGACGGGUACCGUAUCCAGGCAUGAAUAAUCGAGAGGUCCUAGAACAGGUGGAACGGGGUUAUAGAAUGCCGUGUCCGCAAGACUGCCCCAUCUCCCUGCACGAGCUCAUGGUUCAGUGCUGGAAGAAGGACCCCGAGGAGCGGCCCACCUUCGAAUACCUGCAGGCCUUCUUAGAAGAUUACUUUACCGCCACCGAACCUCAGUACCAGCCCGGGGACAACCUUUAGGUCUGACCAGCAGAGGGAGCUGCUGAACCUCCUAGUGCCAUGACAAGACUGCCUUGCAGGGAAUAUUUCCAGGGCAUCGCAGUGCCCAGUGGAUAUAUUCAGCUUCCUGGUUUCCCCCAAACCCUUUGACAUGCACCCUUAGUACCUGACACAUUGAAAUGGGAAGAGAGUCGAUGUAUUUAAAGGCCGGGGUUUCGAAUUUUGAUCAUGUUGGCUCCUUGUAAAAGUAAAAGGUGGGAAAAGGUAGCAGGUUCAAACCGUCAUGACAUAAUAACAACAUGCCUGUAUUUACUGUAAAUAUCAUUUGCUUGUUUACUUAUCCGCUGGUUUGUGUUUUAAUUUUGCCUGUUGGUUUCUUUUUUUAAUACCGUGUUUUGUCCGGGACAAUAAUACUGAAUACAGUAAUGUUGAUAGUAAAUAUUAAACAUGCACUGCAAUAUUCUGGAAACCUGCCUCAGUGUUAAUAAACCUGUACAAGGAUCUUCA